Panicum hallii is the source of this 2140-nucleotide messenger RNA. RefSeq names its product cationic amino acid transporter 5-like. NCBI's taxonomy places the organism in Eukaryota, Viridiplantae, Streptophyta, Magnoliopsida, Poales, Poaceae. The record is from RefSeq and is a predicted model, not a curated record. Gene Ontology annotation, cellular component: plasma membrane. The transcript has a single exon. Gene Ontology annotation, molecular function: L-glutamate transmembrane transporter activity; L-lysine transmembrane transporter activity. Gene Ontology annotation, biological process: transmembrane transport; amino acid transport. Bases 87 to 1934 code for a protein of 615 amino acids.
GCUGCUGCCCGCCACACUCCCUAGCUACUCCACCUCCACACGCAGGCGCGGCCGCGCGAGUGGUCUGAAGCGCUCUGCGGACAGGCAUGGCGCCCGUGGAGACGUCCUCGCCGGAGCAGCACGAGGACGCGGGCAAGGCAGCGGCGGCGGCGACGCGGAGCUACUGGCGGUGGCACAAGGACGAUUUCUUCCCGGAGCCAUCGUUCGCGAGCUGGGGCGCCUACCGCCGGGCGCUGGGCGCGACGCCCGCCCGCCUCCGCGACCGUUUCGCCGGCCGCUCCACCGACGCCGCGGAGCUCGGGGCGCUGCGCCGGCGCAGCGAGAACGAGAUGCGCCGAUGCCUCACCUGGUGGGACCUCACGUGGUUCGGCUUCGGCUCCGUCAUCGGCGCCGGGAUCUUCGUGCUCACGGGCCAGGAGGCGCGCGACCACGCCGGCCCCGCCAUCCUGCUCUCCUACGUCGCCUCGGGGCUCUCCGCCAUGCUCUCCGUCUUCUGCUACACCGAGUUCGCCGUCGAGAUCCCCGUCGCCGGCGGGUCCUUCGCGUACCUCCGCGUCGAGCUCGGCGACGUCGCCGCCUUCAUCGCCGCCGCGAACCUCAUCCUCGAGAGCAUCAUCGGCACCGCGGCGGUGGCGCGCUCCUGGACCUCGUACCUCGCCUCGCUCAUCAACAGACCGGCGAGCGCGCUGCGCAUCCAAGCGCCGUCGCUCGUCGAGGGGUACAACGAGCUGGACCCCAUCGCGGUGGUCGUGAUCGCGGUCACCGCGGCGCUGGCCAUGCUGAGCGCCAAGGGCACCUCCCGCGUCAACUGGGUCGCGUCCGCCGUCCACGUGCUCGUCAUCGGCUUCGUCAUCGUCGCCGGGUUCAUCCACGCGAACCCCAGCAACCUGAGGCCCUUCAUGCCGCACGGCGUGCCGGGCGUGUUCCGCGCGGCGGCGAUCGUCUACUUCGCGUACGGCGGGUUCGACAACAUCGCGACCAUGGCGGAGGAGACCAAGAACCCGUCCCGCGACAUCCCGCUGGGGCUGCUGGGCUCCAUGUCCGUCAUCACGGCCAUCUACUGCGUGAUGGCGCUGGUGCUGAGCAUGAUGCAGCCGUACACGGCCAUCGACCGGAGCGCCGCCUACUCGGUGGCGUUCAGCAGCGUGGGGAUGCACUGGGCGCAGUACGUCGUGGCCCUGGGCGCGCUCAAGGGGAUGACCACGGUGCUCCUGGUCGGGGCGCUCGGGCAGGCGCGGUACACCACCCACAUCGCGCGGAGCCACAUCAUCCCGCCGGUGUUCGCGCUCGUGCACCCUAGGACCGGCACGCCCGUGCACGCCACCGCGCUCAUCGCCGUCGCGAGCGCCUGCAUCGCGCUCUUCUCCAGCCUCGACGUGCUCUCCAGCCUGCUCUCCGUCAGCACGCUCUUCAUCUUUAUGAUGAUGGCCACCGCGCUCCUCGUCCGCCGGUACUACGUCAGGGGCGUGACGACCCGGGCGCACGCGCGGCGGUUCGCGGCGCUGCUGCUGCUGGUGAUCGCGUCGUCGGCCGGGAUCGCGGCGUACUGGGGCACCUCGCCGGAGCGGUGGCAGGGGUACGUCGUGCUGGUGCCGGCGUGGGCGGCCGGCACGCUGGGCAUCCAGUUGCUGGUGCCCGCGGCGCGGGCGCCCAAGGUGUGGGGCGUGCCGCUCGUGCCGUGGCUGCCCUCGCUGUCCAUCGCCACCAACCUCUUCCUCAUGGGCUCGCUCGGCAAGGACGCCUUCAUCCGGUUCGGCGUCUGCACCGCCGUCAUGCUCGUCUACUACGUGCUCGUCGGCCUGCACGCCACCUACGACGUCGCGCACGGCGCGUGCGCCGGGGAGGAGGAGGACGAGUUCGCAGCCGCCGAUGAUGACAAGAAGGUGGCCGCGGCCGACGUGGAGAAGGCCGAUGCGGAAGACGGUGUCCGGUAAUCGAUCGGAAGGUUUACCAUGGCUGGUAGCUUCGUGAUGUGUGGUGUACUAGUAAGAUCGUGGCAGCGGAUACGUGCUGCUUGAACAAGAUGUGUUUUGCACCAUCAACCAUACGUGGAAUCUUCGUGAGAUUGUAACCGUAACCGUGGAAAUGCAGUUAUACAUGUGACCCUGAAGAAGUUCAGAUGUUUCCUCACCGUCUCUGG